Messenger RNA from Carlito syrichta (Philippine tarsier), 2668 nucleotides. RefSeq names its product mannan binding lectin serine peptidase 2 (gene MASP2). The transcript has 11 exons. The record is from RefSeq and is a predicted model, not a curated record. Gene Ontology annotation, molecular function: calcium ion binding; serine-type endopeptidase activity. Lineage: Eukaryota; Metazoa; Chordata; Mammalia; Primates; Tarsiidae. Gene Ontology annotation, biological process: complement activation, lectin pathway; proteolysis. The coding region runs from base 1 to 2082 and encodes 693 amino acids. Gene Ontology annotation, cellular component: extracellular region.
AUGAGGCUGCUCGUCCUCCUGAGCCUGCUGUGGGGUCUGGCCGCCAGCCCCCCUGGACCUGCUCGUCCUCCUGGGCCUGCAGCGUGGCCCAAGCCCGUGUUUGGGCGCCUGGCGUCCCCCGGCUUCCCAGGGGACUACGGCAAUGACCAGGAGCAGCGCUGGGCCCUGACGGUGCCCCCUGGGUUCCGCCUGCGUCUCUACUUCACCCACUUCGACCUGGAGCUCUCUCAUCUCUGCGAGUAUGACUUCGUCAAGCUGAGCUCGGGGACCGAGGUGCUGGCCACGUUGUGCGGGCGGGAGAGCACGGACACGGAGCGGGCGCCGGGCAACGACACCUUCUACUCGCACGGAUCCAGCCUGGACGUCACCUUCCGCUCCGACUACUCCAACGAGAAGCUGUUCACGGGCUUCGAGGCCUUCUAUGCGGCGGAAGACAUCGACGAGUGCCAGGUGCCCCCGGGAGCGGCACCCGCCUGUGACCACCACUGCCACAACCACCUGGGCGGCUUCUACUGCUCCUGCCGCGUGGGCUACACGCUUCACCGCAACGGGCACACCUGCUCGGCCCUGUGCUCAGGCCAGGUCCUCACCGAGCGGUCCGGGAUGCUCAGCAGCCCUGAAUACCCGCAGCCGUACCCCAAGCUGUCCAGCUGCACUUACAGCAUCCGCCUGGAGGAGGGCUUCAGCGUCAUCCUGGACUUCGUGGAGACCUUCGACGUGGAGAUGCACCCUGAAGCCCAGUGCCCCUACGACUCCCUCCAGAUUCAAACCGACAAAAAGGAAUAUGGCCCAUUUUGUGGGAAGACGUUGCCCCGUAGAAUUGAAACAAAGAGCAACGUCGUGACCAUCACCUUUGUCACCGAUGAGUCUGGGGACCACACAGGCUGGAAAAUCCACUACACGAGCACAGCGCAGCCGUGCCCUUAUCCGACGGCGCCACCUCAUGGCCGCAUCGCACCCGUGCAAGCCAAAUACGUCCUGAAAGACAGCGUCUCCGUCUUCUGCGAGACUGGCUAUGAGCUUCUGCAAGGUUCUUCGCCGCUGGCAUCAUUUACCGCCGUCUGCGGGAAGGAAGGGUCCUGGGACCAGCCGGUGCCCACGUGCAGCAUUGUGGACUGUGGCCCUCCUGAUGACCUACCCAACGGCCAGGUGGAAUACAUCACAGGUCCUGAUGUGACCACGUACAGAGCUGUGAUCCAAUACAGCUGUCAGGAGACCUUCUACACCAUGAAGACAGAUGACGGUGACUAUGUGUGUGAGGCUGAUGGCUUCUGGACGAGCUCCAAAGGAGAAGCAUCACUCCCAGUCUGCGAGCCUGUCUGUGGAUUAUCUACGCGAGCCACAAGAGGGCGCAUAUACGGAGGGCAAAACGCAAAGCUUGGUGACUUUCCUUGGCAAGUCCUGUUAUUAGGGGACGCUGUAGCAGCAGGUGCACUUUUAUAUGACAACUGGAUCCUGACAGCUGCUCAUGCCGUGUAUGAGCACAAAGACGACGUGUCUGCCCUGGACAUUCGCAUGGGUGCCCUGAGGAGACUGUCACCUGAUUACACACAAGCCUGGGCUGAGGCUGUUUUCAUCCAUGAAGGUUAUACUCAUAAUGCUGGUUUUGACAACGACAUAGCACUGAUUAAAUUGAAGAACAAAGUUGUGAUCAAUAGCAGCAUCAUGCCUAUUUGUCUGCCAACAAAAGCAGCUGAAUCCUUUAUGAGGACAAAUGACAUUGGAACCACAGCUGGAUGGGGAUUAACCCAAAGGGGGUUUCUUGCCAGAAAUCUCAUGUUUGUUGACAUACCAAUUGUUGACCACCAAAAAUGCACCGCAGCCUAUGAGGAGAGGCCCUAUCCAGGGGGAAGGGUGACUGGUAACAUGCUCUGUGCUGGCGUGGAAAGCGGGGGUAGGGACAGCUGCAGAGGCGACAGUGGCGGGGCAUUAGUGUUUCUAGACAAUGAAACACAGAGGUGGUUUGUGGGAGGAAUAGUGUCCUGGGGCUCCAUGAAUUGUGGGGAAGCAGGUCAGUAUGGGGUCUACACAAAGGUCAUUAACUAUAUUCCCUGGAUCGAGACCAUCAUUGAUAACUUUUAGUUUCUGUAUCUUCAAUAAGCAUAUGACUCAUUUUUAGAAAUACCUCUAAGAUCGUAGCAGCAACAUGACCUGAGAAGCACGAACAUGGCAGCUGCCGCUCCACCCAGAAGACAAAACCAAGCUCUCCAGGUGAGCUGCUAUCACUUCUCCACUCGGCAGCUUAAUUCCACACUUACUCACCGAUUCAAGGGGACCUAAACCAGCAUAGUGGUAUUUCUGCCAACCCAAUAGAGACUCACUGCAUAAAUUACAUCUAAUUAUUUAAAAAGAUUUCUGUAAAUUGCCUGUCCAUACUCUUUGCUUAUCUGUUUUUAAACUUGUUCUUACAGCUCUCUGAGUGCUUUGUAUAUUAUAGCGAUAUUGGUUCAAGAAUAACUGUCGAGUCACUCUUUUUUCCGGUAAAUUGGAAACACUGAUACUUCAGCCCAGGUACUGACUUCCAUGUUAAAAACCAAUACCGGCCCCGUGGGUGCCAGAGGCAGGGUCUUGAGUGGGCCAGGCCACUCCCCGAUGCUCUAGCUGCCAGAAAAGGUCCACAGUAUACACUGGAAUGGGAACCAGGCCAGCCUCUGUCUGUUUUCCCCAG